This is a messenger RNA of Penicillium egyptiacum, 3585 nucleotides long. Lineage: Eukaryota; Fungi; Ascomycota; Eurotiomycetes; Eurotiales; Aspergillaceae. The record is from the annotation of a GenBank genome assembly.
AUGAUCGGCAGACUUGGUGCCCGCGGUAGUCUGUUGACCGCGGCUUUUCGCGCAGUCCCGCGCGCAUUUCCUCGGACGGCCUUCGCGACUUCGAUUCAGCACGCCGCAUUUCGCAGCGUCACGCCCACGCCGAAGCGCAAUCGACCAUCUAAGGGAUCAAGACAUACUUCCGCCACUCGGACUCCUUUUGUACAUGAUUUCCACCGCAAAAGACCUCUGACUUUACUUCAAAAGCGACAAGAGAAGUUCCGAGGGCUCGACCAGCACGUUAAGCAAGAUCAACGACGCAUCAGCCCCGAUACCCGCAUCCUCCACACCCAUCGAGCUGGGAAAGUAGAAUACGUCCUUUGCAAACCAUCGCUAUUGAAGCUAGAAGAAGAGCGACGACCGCCUUUCGCCCUAGCUCGCCCAAUGAAGUUCUACUGGCAGGUCUUGACGACCCCAACGGCCGACACCCCCGGCACGUUCCUCAGUCUACAUUUCCCCGAAAAGAGAUACAUUUUUGGUCAGAUCUCAGAGGGAACGCAGCGAGCCUGUGUUCAGCGCGGUACAAAGCUUAGUGGACACCUGAGUCACCUCUUCAUUACUGGUCGGACGGAAUGGGCUAACAAUGGCGGACUGAUUGGCGUCAUCUUGACCGUUGCGGACGCAACUGCGGCGACCAAUGCAGCCUUGGAAGAUGUGGCGCGCGUAAAGAUUCAGCGCCGUGCCAAUGAGCACCCAACGCAGGAAGGAGCUGCCCACCCGCGCGACCCUACGAGUCAGAUCGAUGCAGCCGUCGAGAAAACGCAUUUGAAUAUUCAUGGAGCGACAAACCUCAUGCAUACCAUGGCCACGGCCCGGCGAUUUGUUUUCCGGAAGGGUAUGCCCGUGUAUAUGAACGAGUACAGCGCUAAGGAGAUUGAGAAGCAACUCCCUGUCGAUGCGGAAGACCCGUUCCAGGAGCCCACUUGGUGUGAUGAGAACAUCAAGGUCUGGAUCCUUCCAAUCAAGCCUACCAAAUCAAGGACACCUUCUCCAUCCCGACCUCAGAACCCCCGGAAGCGAAGCUUGGACGAGUUCCAAGAGGUUGUCGACCCGGAAACGCAACAAGCUCAAGAUAAUCUCCUUAGACAAUCGGUCGUCCAUGAUAUGUUUAACUCGACUUGGAAGAUGGACUCUCUCGUUGAGACUCCGUUGUCACAGGUGAAGAUGCCCGCGACAUUGUUCGUGCGAAACCCAGAAACCAAAGACUUGGAACAGUACAAGGGCCCGGCCCCCGGUGACAACAAGCCUCUUCCCAAUAUCAACGUACUCGUUCGGAAGCCUUGGCCGGGUGCGACUGUGGAGACUCUGCCGCCUACUACACCCUCCAAGGAGGCGCUGUGCUAUAUUGUGCGCAACUACGACGUUCGUGGCAAAUUCGACGUGAAGAAAGCCAAGGCUUGCAACGUUCCAAGCGGCCCUCAAUACGCUAAGUUGGCACGUGGAGAAAGCGUCACGUUGGACGACGGCACAAUUGUCACUUCAGACAUGGUGCUCGGCGCCCCGAGACUAGGUCAAGGAGUUGCUAUCAUGGAGGUUCCAUCUCCGGAUUAUCUCGAUGAUGUUGUUAGUCGGCGGGAGUGGAAGUCUCCCACGGUCAUGUCCGAGCUGAAAGUCUUCUUCUGGAUUCUUGGCCCAGGUGUUGGUGAAGACCCCAAGUUCCGCGGUUUUGUGGCUAGCAUGUCUCACUAUAAGCAUCUGGUGUCUGGCACUGACUACUGCCCGAAUUACCUGGCACUUGAAAGUUCCGCUGAAUCUGCUAUUCGGCUAAACCGCCUGAAUGGCGACAACUACUCGAUUCCUGUCCAUGACAACGGAAUUCUGCCCCAGCGUGGAAUUGCAGGCAGUCCUCCGCUGGGAACUAUCGACCACAGGAACCUUCCGUUCGAGCCGGUCAAGCCUGGCCUUAUCAUCGAUAUGGAGCCUAACUUCAAGCUGAACACUUCGGAACUUGUGCAGCCUGUCAACACUGCCAUGACUGUGCGUGUUCCUCGCGCAGUUGCGAAACGCCUAGAAACCAUCAAAAAGCGUGUCGUGAAGCCCGAGUUCAAGAAGAAAUAUGCUGAGUUCCGAGAAACUCUCCCUGGCGCGGACGCCGAGAUUAUUGCUCUAGGAACUGGCUCCUCUGCCCCGUCCAAGUAUCGCAAUGUCUCUGCGACCUUGCUUCAUGCCCCCGGAUAUGGUUACUAUCUUCUUGAUUGUGGUGAGGGCACUCUAGGUCAACUGAAGCGGGUUUUCGAACCCGAGCAGCUGCGGGAGGUGUUCCAGAAUCUGCGUAUGAUCUAUAUCAGCCACCUACAUGCUGAUCAUCACCUGGGUACUAUUUCUGUUAUUCGCGCUUGGUAUCAUGAAGUCUACGGCAUCGAUGCUAAACCAGCAGCGCACCCCGAGACCGAUCUUGCUAAGAUUCUCCAAGAGAAGCGGCUAUGUGUUGUCUCCGACGAGAUGAUGAUCACUUGGUUGGAGGAAUAUGCAUCCGUCGAGAACUUUGGCUUUGACAAAGUGCUACCUCUCUCCGCCCACCCUGAAGUCUCCGGCCAAACCAUCGCCACUAUAUUGAGCUACCGCUUCAAGCAAGAUGGCGGCCCGCCGUUCGGAGUUCCGAAGACCAACAAGAUACCCCUCAGUUUCCUUCGGGAAUCCGACCCUCUCACUCCGCUCCUUAAGUCCGCCACCGGUCUCAGCGACCUACUCAGUACAAGGGUGCGCCAUUGCCGCGGUGCUCUGGCUGCGUCUUUCGUCUUUCCAGAUGGGUUCAAGGUUUCCUACUCUGGCGACUGUCGUCCAUCAGACAAGUUCGCUUCCAUCGGUGCAGGCUCCACAGUCUUGAUCCACGAAGCCACCUUCUCAAACGACAUGGCCGGUUCCGCCCUCGCCAAGCGCCACUCAACCGCAUCCGAAGCCCUAGAAGUCGGCAAGCGCAUGAACGCCCGCUCCAUCCUCCUCACACACUUCAGCCAGCGCUACCAGAAAAUCGCACAGAUUGAGCAAGACUCUAAAUCAAACGGAAAGCUCCAGUAUUCCCCUUCACGCGCGGGUGCUAAGGCACAGGACAUCGAGAUCAAAGGUCUAGGUGCGGACCCAGAUAUCCCCCUCGAUGACGAGGGACCAGAGGAGGAGCCCUCCUCUUCCACGCAGUCCGGCUACGAACUCCUCGAUGACAUCACCUUCCCAGAACCAAAGCGACCCGGCCUCUCCACCAAGGGUUGCCGUGUCCCCGGCAAAGACUUCCCCGUCGCCGCCGCAAUGGACUACAUGCGUAUCAAAGUAGGCGACCUCAUCUACGCACAGGCCUACGCGCCCGCCCUAGAGAAAAUGAUCGACGUCAUGGAGCGCGGCGUCACCCGCGAAGCCGAUCUCCAGAAGAAGAAGCGCCAGCUGGAAGAGGAGACUCUCAAGGCGAAGAAAUACAAGAAGCACUCUAAGGAUAAGGCCGCAGAGGCUGCGGCGACUAUUGCGGCGCUGACGGCUAGCAUUGCUGCUGAUGAGGAUCCUGAGAGGAAGUCUGUUUGGAGUGCUAGUGAGAGUGAGAGUGGAUGGGAGACUAGUGAUGCUGAGUAG